AUGUCGCUUUACGAGGUCUGGCAAUCCGCUGCGGGCAGCCCUUUCCAGCCCACGGUUGGGAAGGAGAGCCAGCUGUUUGUUGGACUGGCACUGUUGCUCAUCGGCGUGAUAUUCACUGGAUUGUUCGCCUUGAACAAAAGCCCUUUGUCGUUACCUAUCUUCGGAGUACCUGCUUCAGUGGCUUUCGGAUUUGGUGCUGUCUAUGCAAUCUGUGGAUUUGGGGUAUACGUCUGA
This is a messenger RNA of Cladophialophora carrionii CBS 160.54, 234 nucleotides long. RefSeq lists its product as uncharacterized. The coding region runs from base 1 to 234 and encodes 77 amino acids. Lineage: Eukaryota; Fungi; Ascomycota; Eurotiomycetes; Chaetothyriales; Herpotrichiellaceae. Gene Ontology annotation, biological process: protein N-linked glycosylation. The record is from RefSeq and is a predicted model, not a curated record. The transcript has 3 exons.